AUAGCAUAUAGAACAUUACACUUUCUGUACACUUUCAGAGGAAUAUGGAAUGUCCCGUACAUCACUGGAGUGUACCUCAUUCAGAAAGAUGUCCUGGAGAACCCUGACACACGACCAAACUACAUCUACAAGCUUCAUGAUGCUGACAUGGCCAUGGCCACCAACAUGAGGGAGAAGGGAGUGUUCAUGUAUGUGAGUAACAUGGAGGACUACGGUCACUUGGUGGACCCUGAUUACUUCCCGACAAAGUAUUUACACAAUGAUAUGUGGCAGAUGAAGGCUAACCGUAAGGACUGGGAGAAUCGUUACAUAUCCCCUGAAUACUGGAAAGCUCUCAGCCCUACAGAGCUCAAUGAAAUGCCUUGCCCUGACGUCUUUUGGUUCCCAAUCUUCACACCAAGAUUCUGCAAAGAGCUUGUUGAACUGGCAAAUGAUAAUGGUGGUUGGUCAGAUGGUAGUAAUAAUGAUCCCAGACUAGCUGGUGGCUAUGAGAAUGUACCUACAGUUGAUAUCCACAUGAACCAGAUGGACUUUGAACAAGAGUGGUUGUGGAUUCUCCGUCACUAUGUGAAGCCGCUAGCUGAGAAAGUUUUCCUUGGCUAUGAUAGUGAUGCUCGGGCAAUUAUGAACUUCAUUGUACGAUACAGACCCACCGAACAGUCCUUCCUUCGGCCCCAUCAUGACUCUUCAACUUAUACAAUUAAUGUGGGUUUGAAUCGCCCAUUAAUUGAUUAUGAGGGAGGUGGAGCUCGUUUCAUCAGAUACAAUUGUUCAGUGGGAACACCGUGUUGGCUGGUCAUUUUGCACCCCGGUCCCCUGACGCACUAUCAUGAGGGAUCCAGAUACAAAAAGGAACAGUAUAUUAUGGGGUCCUUCGUUUACCCCUUUAAAGUAAUAUGCAUACGUAGCUUUUCGAGCAUUUUUUUAAUAUUUCUUUGUGUUUUGUUAUGUGAAAUGUAUUGGAUGUAGUGAUCAGUAGCAUAGCCAGGAUUUCAAUCUGUGGUGAGGGAGCUUACAUGUCAUAAAAUGCUGAAAAAAUUAAAAAAAAAGUUUUUAAGGACG
Cherax quadricarinatus is the source of this 1062-nucleotide messenger RNA. Its product is annotated as multifunctional procollagen lysine hydroxylase and glycosyltransferase LH3. Gene Ontology annotation, biological process: peptidyl-lysine hydroxylation. The record is from RefSeq and is a predicted model, not a curated record. NCBI's taxonomy places the organism in Eukaryota, Metazoa, Arthropoda, Malacostraca, Decapoda, Parastacidae. Gene Ontology annotation, cellular component: endoplasmic reticulum. Gene Ontology annotation, molecular function: procollagen-lysine 5-dioxygenase activity; iron ion binding; L-ascorbic acid binding.